Messenger RNA from Colossoma macropomum (tambaqui), 13551 nucleotides. Its product is annotated as fibrocystin-L-like. The coding region runs from base 190 to 12834 and encodes 4214 amino acids. The record is from RefSeq and is a predicted model, not a curated record. The transcript has 78 exons. Lineage: Eukaryota; Metazoa; Chordata; Actinopteri; Characiformes; Serrasalmidae.
UUGAACAGAUGUAGGUGAGACAGAAUAGAAAUACAUUCUGAUUUGCAUUUCCUGCCUGAAAAAAACAGCCUACUAUAUAAGGUGAGCUCAGCUGGGCUGCUGGGCCAUUCACACACUGAGAGGACAGCUUUUACAAACAGCUUUUAUCUGCAAAAACUCACAGCAGGACUCGUUUUUAAUCCAGAAGCCAUGAGGAGGCGCGCAUGCGCGCAGCUCGCUGUCUGGGCUCUGCUCAUCAGCUACUCAGGAGCGCAGCGUGUGGACAGCGUAACCCCAAAAUUAGGCAGCACAAACGGAGCAACACGACUCACCAUACAGGGGCAAGGUUUUGCUCAGCAGAGUCAGUUCAGUCUCAACCUUAAUGACCCCAACUUCGGCAACUCUGUGACUUUGGUGUCGAGAACCAGAUCUUUUCCCUGCGAUGUGGAGAGAGAUGCCAGCCUCUCCAGCAAGAUAACCUGCUACACCAGAGCGAUGCCUGAGGAUGACUAUGAGGUCCAUGUCAAGGUGGAUGGUGUCCCCAUUCCUGCUAGUAGUACAUGCUGGGGAAGUCAGUGGAAUUACUGGUGCACAUUCUAUACUCGAUGGUACAACACGCCCUCCAUCCAGAAAAUCACGCCUCUGACUGGCCUGCCAGGCACUCUGGUUACACUGCGAGGGAGAAUUUUCACUGAUGUUUACGGCAGCAACACUGCCACGAGCUCCAACGGCAGGAAUGUACGGUUUUUGAGAGCCUACAUGGGAGGAAUGCCGUGUGUCCUCCUGAAGCCCAACUCAGACGAACUGUAUGGCUUGAGUUUGGACUCCAUAUACAGUGACUGGGGAUACAUGAGCUGUAAAAUGACUGGAACAUAUGUGGGACAUCACAACCUCAGCUACAUCCUAGACAGUGAAUACGGAAGGAGUUUGCCAGACUUACAGCUCUACAGUGUAUCAGCACUGAACAAGAUUGCAAUGUUCCAAACCUAUGCAGAGGUCACUGGAGUGUCCCCUUCUGAGGGCAGUGUGCUUGGCGGCACAUUGCUAACCAUUCAGGGAAACUACUUUGAUGAGACAGACCGUCCAGCAGAGGUUUUAGUGGGAGGUCGUAAUUGUGAGGUACAGAGCAUGACAGACAAGACCAUCACCUGCAGGACUCCGGAGUACGAAUGGAGCAACAAGACAGUGUUUCCAGGCGGUAGAGGGUUCAAGAUGGAGAUGUGGACUAAUACCAACGUGCAGUAUCUCGAGGACGUUCUGACCUAUACCUCCAGUCGGCCUGGUUAUUCUGUCCAGUGGGUGGACUCUCUGUCCUACGCGUGGCCCAACGAAAUUGACUACUUUGUGGCUCGAUUCAGUGGCUUCUUUGUUCCCACAGAGACCGACAACUACUAUUUCUUAAUCAAAGGAGAUGACCGAUUUCAGCUGUAUUUCAGCAUGACCGGUCGCCCUCAGGAUAAGGUCAAGAUUGCAUAUCUGAAUUAUUGGACCAGCAGUUACUACACCAGUUCCACCCAGAGGUCUAAAGUCAUGCGGCUGGAGAAAGGAAAGGCGUACUAUAUUGAAGCCCUGCUCCAGGAGUACACAGUAGGAGCCUUGAUUGAUGUGGGGUUUUUCAAAGAGAGAAGCCCCUUCACUGCUCAGCAGACUCAGGACGCCGUUAAUGAGAAGCAGGUCAUCAAAGCCAGCUACGACAUUCUGGAUGAGAAACAGGUGCUUCGUUUCGAUGGAUGGAGCCCAGCUAUUCCUGUCCAGGAGGUGCAGACUGUGACAAUCAGCAGUGACUGUUUUUCAUUGGGCAGUUGUGAUAAUACCUACUACACCCUCAGCUAUGGAGCCCAGAGAACAGGGCUAAUCCCCGUCAGCGCACCUGCGCAGGUGGUGCAGGCUGAGCUGAAUGCUCUAUGGACCAUUAAGCCAGACACAGUCACAGUCACAAAGCAGGAUCUGGGCACUCAGUCACAGUACAAUAUCACUUUCAAUUCUAACAGAGGUGACUUUGAGGACCUUCAGUACUGGACAAACUGGCCAGGUGUAAACGUCACAGUCAGGGAGGUCACGAAAGGAAGAGCUGACCUGAACACCUUUACACUGCUGUGGGGAGGCAUUGCGUCCAGCCCUCUGCCUUACAACGCUUCAGAGACUCAGGUUCUGUCUGCGCUGGGUGAAAUGCUGUCUGCCAAAUGUCCUCAGGAGCUUCUCAGUGUGGAGAAUUCUCAAGUCAAGUACUUUAGAGACUAUGAGAGUGCUAACACAGGGUUCUCAGGUGAUCUGAGCACCAGGGGGACGAUCGUCAAUAACAACGAGCCAUUCUGCGGCCAGUGGUCCCUGAUGAACCCAACCGUUCUGUUUAGGUCAGAUGAUGUCACCCUGUCUGGAGCAGCCUAUGGCCCUGUGCCUCUUCAGCAGUAUGGAACACUCUGCUUGGCCUAUAAAGGCUAUCUACAGAAAGGACUGGAAGUGGUGUUUACCUACCAGAACAGCGCAGGAAGUACCUAUACUCUGACCACAGUAAUCUCUCCAGUGUUCGGGUCUGGGGAUGUGUGGAAAUACACGUGUGUGGAUCUUUUAGCUGGUCUGCAGACAAGCUUCCCCGGCACCAACUACCAACUCCUGGAACUGCAUCUGUACAGAGACACAGGAGAUUACUACAUAGACACGGUUCAGCUCGGGAGAGCGGCCACCAUGAUUGACCUCAAUGGUGCUGUCCAGAGGAGAAGGCCUCCUGCUCUGGCCGAUUCUGGUAUUUUCCUUCAGCGGAUCUCUGUGCAGAAGAUGAGGAACGCGUCACGUAUCAGUUAUGAGAUCACAGCCUCUCCGUAUAACUGUGCCUUUGGUUUCCCUCUAAUGGAUGUUGGCUUCUUGCAGAGGUCAGGCAUUUUUACUAAGGACACAGUGGUGCUGGUCCAGGACAACGCCACCGUCAGUGUGACGCGCACACAGAGAGCCAGCCCUCCUCUCAGUGGCACCUUCAGCGUGGAGAGCUUCGGCCAGCAUGUGGAAGGUCUAGCUGUGGACAUCAGUGCCAAAGACCUGCAGUAUGCCCUGCAAGGCAUUCCAGAUCUGGGCCAGCUGAGCGUGACGAGGACAGGAGACUGCAAAGGCUACUCCUGGAAUAUUGAGUGGCUCAGCGUGCCAGGCAACCAGCCCCUACUGCAGAUCAACGACUCCUCUGUAGUCGGCGUGAACCCCUCAGUGACGGCACAGGUGAAGGAGCAGGGAGGGCUCUUCAAGCAAAGGAUUAUGGGAGACUUCCUGCGCGUCCCAACAAACAAGACACAGGUGGAAGUUCUUAUCAACGGCAUUCCAUCUAAGUGCUCAGGUGACUGUGGCUUCACCUGGAGUGAGGCUAAGACCCCGACCGUGACCGGGAUAUCUCCAUCGCAAGGGGCCAGUGCUCUGGGAACCGUUCUGACCAUCUCUGGAUCUGGAUUUGUUGAUGGAAAUGCCUCAGUGCGGAUUGGGGACGUCCAGUGCUCGGUCCUCCAGGUUACCAGUACAUCACUGACCUGUAGUGUUGGCCCUGCGAGCGCUGGACUGUAUCCAGUCUCUGUGGGUUUCCCUGCGCUGGGCUAUGCUCGGUAUUCAGGUGGCAACCCCUUCAACUUCACCUACCAGAUGGGAGUGACCUCCAUAAAGCCCACUGCAGGCAGCAUCACUGGGGGGACGAUCAUUACCGUCUCUGGUUAUGGUUUUGGUUACGACACCGUGGCCACCGUCGGGAACGCGUCCUGUGACGUUAUUUAUGUGGAUGUAAACCAGCUCAGCUGCAGAGUGCCUGCUGGAUCAGCAGGAGCAAAGGCAGUAACCCUGAAAAGUGGAGGAAUGGAGGCCACGGCGAAUGACUCCUUCACGUAUGAUGCCGCCCUGACAGCUGUCAUUACUGGCGUGAGCCCACAAACAACAACAGUGUUUGGACUCAGGACUCUCACCGUCCAGGGACAGAACUUCGAGGACCAGACUAACGGCAGCUCUGUCCUGAUUGGCGGUGUGGACUGUGUUGUGCUGAACUGGACUAAUAAAAACAUCACCUGUCUGUUACCCUCACUCCCCCCUGGUGUCUAUGACAUCAGUGUGAGAAUGGGGAACAGGGGCUAUCCCCAAAUCAGCGCUGGUGUGAACGCCACCAUCGAGUACAUCUUGCAAGUGAGCGGCCUCUCCCCUCGGCAGGGCUCUCUGUAUGGCGGCACCACAGUGACCAUCACCGGCUCUGGAUUCAGCCCUGAUUUAGCAGACAACACUGUCACACUAGGUGGGACGCGCUGUGAGGUGACUGCAGCCUGGGACCAUCAGCUGAAGUGUGUGACCCAGAUAGAUGAGCAGACAUACAUCGUCACAAACCAAGGCAUCGACCCCAGCUACGGUCAGGGGUACGCGUGGAGCCCGUCCACAGUCAUAGUGUCUGUAGGGGACACAGUGGUGUGGAGGUGGAACGCUCCAGAUUUUGUUCCUGGCCUGGGCUACAGGGUCUUCAGUGUGGCCAGUCCCAGCAGCACUAACUUCGACGGUGUGGGCUUCAACAGCGGAAAUACCAAAACAGCCACAGGGUUCUUCAGCUAUCGAUUCACAGCUCCUGGCUUGUACUAUUACAGCAGCGGCUACAUCGAUUCGUCCAACAAGAGGAGCCUGCAGGGCGUGGUGAACGUUAGGCCUCUGGAGGAGAGAAGCAGCGGGCUACAAGUCACUGUAGCUGGGUUUCAGGCCCUUCAGAGUCCAGGUUCAGCACGUGUGAGCAGGUCAGCGUCUGACUGUGUGGCCUCCCCUGAGUGCUCUGGCUCUAACACCACGUCUGACAGCUUCUCCUUCAGUUUCUCCACCUGUGCCAGCCCCAAUGUCGACUCCAUCUCUCCCUCGCAGGGCACAAUGCAUGACCCCAUCAUCCUCCAGGGCUCUGGCUUCAGCAACAUCUCCUGCGCCAAUGAGGUCACAGUUGGAAAUGCUUCAUGUCUUGUGACCAACAGCACCUCCACUGAGAUCACCUGCCUCCUCAGCUCUGACAGUGGAGCACCUGUUGGUGUUGCGCUGCCCGUCCGAGUCCGGGUCAACAACUUGGGAGCCGCAAUGCUCACCAUGCCCAGCGAGCUGAGUCGGCGUGUGGUGAUUCUACCCGUGGUGGACUUCAUCUCACCAUCAGCAGGCAGCACAUCUGGCCGCACACGGCUGAUCAUAUCUGGCUCAGGACUGACCGGUGGGAUGGUCACAGUGGCCGGCGUUCCAUGCAUUGUGGUAUCCAGCAACUACACUCAGGUCUUGUGUGACACAUCUCCAUCUGUGCCGCGCACUGGAGCCAUCUCGGUAAGCGUCGGUGCGGUCAGCUCGUCCUGCAGCUCUGACUGUUCUUAUGAAUAUUCCGCAGCUUUGGCUCCCCAGGUUUCCUCUGUUUAUCCCAGCUCCAUUAGCGGAAACCAAACAACUGUCUUUAUAGGUGGCAGCGGCUUCGGUAGCAGCCUUGAGAACCUUGCCGUGUUUGCUGACAACAUCAUCCUGCAGGUCACGAACGUCUCAGACAGCAACAUCACGGUGUCGGUCGGCGCCCUGCCCGCAGGCCCACAUUCCCUGCAGGUGGUUGUUAGGAACAAAGGACUGGCGACUGGAAGCGCUACACUGACCAGUGUGCCGCUGGCCAGUCUGCAGCCGAUCUCAGGCAGCCUUGCAGGAGGAACCCUGCUGAUGAUCACAGGGAAUGGCUUUGUGGCAGGAAACACUAGCGUGAUGGUGGGAAUCUACCCCUGCUCCAUCCUGCAGGUAACUCCCAGCACCGUGCAGUGCUUGACACGUUCCUACAGCGAGCAGCUGGUGCAGGUGAAGAUCCAGGUGUUUGGAGUGAUUUACCCACUGCUGAGCUUCAACUACUCUCGGGAACAGACGCCAAAGAUCACCAGCGUCAGCCCCACAACAGGCCCCAGUGGAACACCGAUCACCAUCUCAGGCUCUGGGUUUGGCUCAGACGCUGGUCUGGUUUCAGUAAGCAUUGACAGCGUGCCGUGUACUGUGUCCUCCAUCACGGACACGGCAGUGCAGUGCACUGUGGGUGAACAUGCAGGUGGAACUUUCCCAGUGACACUGUCCCACCAGGUCAAAGGUCGCGCUCAGAGCCAGUCCAGCUUCUCCUACGAGCUGCGCCUGAACCAGGUCUCACCUAACGAAGGGAGCUACGCCGGAGGUGCGGUGGUGGCAGUCCAAGGCACCGGGUUUGAUCCAAACUCCUCAAAAGUUCUAAUCUGCAAUAAAGAAUGCAGCGUCAGGAGAAACGUAUCCAGCUCUACCGCUCUGUACUGUGAGGUUCCACCCAACAAUGGAACUCAAGCGGAGCAGGCCUGCAUGGUGAUGGUACUGAAUAGUUACGGGUCUGCUAACAUUACGAACGGCUACACAUACAAAUCCAGCCUGACUCCCAUCAUCACGAAUGUGUCGCCGGGCAGGGGAGGAACAGCCGGAGGCACCGUGCUCACCAUCACCGGCUCUGGUUUCAGUGGAGGGAAUAUUUCAGUGACGAUCGCAGGGUCAGUCUGCGACGUCCAGUCAGUCAACGAAACACAGGUGAUCUGUGUGACCAACGCCCAGCCCAAGUCCCAGCUGACCAAGGUCCGAGUGCUGGUUGGAGACAGAGGAAUCGCCCAGAUGGAUCGUGCCGACUUCUUCUACAUUGAUGUGUGGUCAUCUCGCUACACGUGGGGCGGUGAAUCCCCCCCUGAGGAGGGCACAUUCACAGUCAUCACUAAAGGGCAGACUAUCCUUUUGGACGUCAGCACACCUGUGCUCAAGAUGCUUCUCAUUCAAGGUGGAAAGCUGAUCUUCGAUGAGGCGGAUAUCGAGCUGCAGGCGGAGAACAUCCUAAUCACAGACGGCGGAGCUCUUCAAAUUGGAACAGAGGACCAACCCUUCCAGCACAAGGCCAUCAUCACGCUGCACGGCCACCUGCGCUCUCCGGAAAUCCCCGUCUAUGGGGCCAAAACCCUGGGCAUCAGGGAGGGAGUGCUGGACCUGCACGGUAUUCCGAUCCCUAUCCCCUGGACCCGCCUUGCGCAAACCGCCAACAGCAGCUCCAACAUUCUGACCCUGAUGGACGCUGUGACCUGGAGAGUCGGAGAUGAAAUUGUCAUUGCCUCCACAGGGCACAGGCACAGCCAGAUUGAGAACGAGGUAAGAAUAAUUGCGGCCGUGUCAGCCGACGGAAGAACCCUGACCCUGACCCAGCCUCUCAACUACACUCAUCUGGGGGAGUCCGUCACCCUGCCUGAUGGGACUGUGUUUGAGGCGAGGGCCGAGGUGGGUGUGCUCACCAGGAACGUCGUCGUCCGUGGAUCCAUCAACCAGGAGUGGAGUGAUCAAAUCCAGGCUUGCCCUGAUGGGUUUGAUACAGGGGAGUUCACCACCCAGACUUGUUUCCAAGGGAGAUUUGGGGAAGAAGUUGGAAGUGACCAGUUUGGAGGCUGCAUUAUGUUCCAUGCGCCUAGACCCAAUGAAAAUCUGGCCAUUGGCAGAAUCGAAUAUGUUGAGAUUUUCAAUGCUGGUCAGGCGUUCCGUCUGGGCCGCUACCCGAUCCACUGGCACUUGAUGGGCGACAUUAAGUUCCAGUCAUACGUUCGCGGCUGCGCCAUCCACCAGACCUACAACCGAGCUGUCACCAUCCACAACACGCACCGCCUGCUGGUGGAGCGCAAUGUCAUUUACAACAUCAUGGGAGGAGCCUUCUUCAUCGAGGACGGUAUCGAGACGGGCAACGUCCUGCAGUACAACCUGGCCGUGUUUGUUAAGCAGAGCACCAGCCUGCUGAAUGAUGAUGUGACGCCGGCCGGCUACUGGGUCACCAACCCCAACAACACCAUUAGACAUAACGCCGCUGCUGGAGGAACCCACUUUGGUUUCUGGUACCGCAUGCAUGACCACCCAGACGGCCCGUCCUACGACAGCAACAUCUGCCAGAAGAGGGUGCCUCUCGGAGAGUUCUAUAACAACACAGCACACUCGCAGGGCUGGUUCGGCCUGUGGAUCUUCCAGGAGUUCUUCCCCAUGCAGAAGGGCACCUGCAGCUCCUCCACUCCUCAGCCGGCUGUGUUCCGCAAACUCACCUCCUGGAACAACGAGAAGGGUGUCGAGUGGGUGAACGUGGGAUCCGUGCAGUUCAGCGAGUUCCUCAUGGUGAAUAACGAAAAGGCCGGUGUGGAGACCAAGCGCAUCAUCGAGCAGUAUGUGAGCAGCUGGGGGCUGAACGGGGGCGCAGCGCUGGUCAACAGCACCUUGGUGGGACACGUAGAUGAGCUGGGCUUGGGCAGCAGCUACUGCACCAACCGGGGAGUCGUCCUGCCACUGGACGAUGGCAUGAGCGUCAUUAACACCAAGUUCAUUAACUUUGACCGGCCUUCUUGUGCUGCCAUUGGGGUGACCACGAUAAUAGGAACCUCCAGUUCCUUCUGUGGAGGGUGGAGCGCCAAAUUCAGCGGAAUCCAGUUUUACCAGACACCCAACAAGGCCGCCUUCAGAUGGGAACAUGAGAUUGUUCUCAUAGAUACUGAUGGAUCUCUAACAGGUAACCCUGGAUAUAAGGUGCUGCCAAAGAGCAACCUGCUGGACCCAGCCCGCUGUUCUGACAAUGCUUCCUGGAGCGUGGGCUUCCCUGGGUCAGUGUGUGAUGACACCAUAAGCUUCAACCGUCUGGCCUUCAACAACCCCUCACCCUCCUCCCUCUUAUCCAAGGAUGUCAUACUCACCAACGCAUUCGGCACUAGUGUUGUUCCGUUUGUGGAGAAACUGAUUACCCACCCGUUUGGUUGGAUGGCGCUGCUACCAUCUGCCCAAACCUACAACUGGUACUUCCGUGGCGCCUCCCAAAUCAGCAACAUCUCAUACAGCGCGAUAUUCUAUGGCUUCAGGCCUCAAGAUUAUGUGAUUGUGAAUCACAACCUGACGCAGAGUCCUGACCGGUUUCGUAUAGUGGACAACAGGAAUGGCUCCUCCGUACCGCUUAACCCUGCUGCGAACGUAAAGGGAGACUGGUACUUUAACAAAUCCUCCAACAACCUCUUCUACAUGGUGUCUGGCAGAACGAGUAGCGCCAGUAGGAGGAGGCGCAGUGUUGACAGAUCAACAGCAGAUAUUUCAGUGGGCUUCAGUGUGUAUAACUGCUUCUACCCCAACUGUGUCCCGCCCACUCAGCCUCCGCCGGCCACCCUGGCGCCCACACCCAGCCGCAGACCUGCCGACUUCAUUUCUUGGUCCAAUCAGUCAUUCUGGAAGUCGUCCAUAGACAACAACUUUACUGUACCACAAGAGGGCGCCAACGUCAUCAUUCCUGCAGGCAGGUGGGUGGUUUUGGACACUGCAAUCCCACCCUUAAACAAGCUCACAGUGGUGGGAGUCCUGGAGAUUCCAGACACCAUGAACAGCACGUCCAGUCGCACUGCCCGCAGCCUUCCCCAGUACAGCAGCAUUGUCCUGAACGCCACUUACAUCUCUAUACAGGGAGGACGGCUGAUCGCGGGAUGGGCUGACCAGCCGUUCAGAGGUGACCUGCAGAUCAUUCUGAGAGGAAACUACUACACGCCUGAAUGGCCUCUGCCUGACGGACCAAACCAAGGAUCUAAAGUGCUGGGUGUGUUUGGUACUCUUGACUUUUAUGGAUUGCCACACAAUGUGUAUCGCACUAAACUGGCCAGCACUGCCCAGGCCGGCUCCAACUCCAUAUCGCUGCAGGAGCCUGUGGACUGGCAGGCUGGAGAUGAAAUCGUGUUGUCCACCACAAGUUAUGACCCGGCGCAGACAGAGACCCGCACCAUCACUGCAGUCACGAACAACGGCCUCACACUGACCCUGGCCCAGCCGCUCAAUUACACACACAUCGGUGAGAGCUACACAGUGGCUGGUACGUCGCAGAGCUACAGGCUGGCUGGUGAUGUGGGUCUGCUGAGCAGGAACAUUAAGAUCAUUGGGCAGGAUUAUCCAAACCUGUUAACAGAGUCAUUCGGCGCCAGGGUGCUGGUGGGAACCUUCUCCAGAGGAGGAAUCAACUACAGAGGAAAGGCCCAGAUAAGAGAUGUGGAGUUUUACCACACUGGCCAGGAGGGAUGGACAGACUAUACUGAUCCUCGCUACUCUGUGGCUUUCCUCAACCUGGGAGUGGUGGUUCAGAAUGAAUCCUACAUUAAGGGCUGCGCUUUCCACCAUGGCUUUGCUCCUGCCAUCGGAAUCUUCGGAACGGACGGACUAAGCGUUGACGACAAUGUCAUUCAUCACACUGUAGGAGAAGGUAUCAGGGUGUGGGGCAAUAACAAUGUCGUCCGGAGGAAUUUGGUUACUAUGACACUCUGGCCAGGAUCAUACAAUGGAAGAGCAGAGGCCUUCAACUUCAACUGGAACGCUGCUAUUGAGGCAAAUGAGGGAACUAAUGUAGUUCUUCAGGGGAACAUAGUUGCUGGUUAUGAAAGAGUUGGAUUCCGAAUUGAUGGAGAGCCGUGUCCAGGUUAUUCCAGCGCUGUGGCUCAGUGGCAGCAGAAUGAGGCCCAUGGAGGCCUGUUUGGAGUCUACAUGAAUAAAGAUGGGCUGCCUGGCUGUUCUCAGAUCCAGGGCUUCACAGUUUGGAGAAGCUUUGAUUUUGGCAUUUACUUCCAGGUACCCAUGAGUGUGAUUGUUUCCAACGUGACCCUUGUUGAUAACGGCAUGGGCAUCGCAUCCUUAAUCUACGAGCCCCCCUCAGUCAGCCAUGAAUAUUCCAACAAAACUGUGCUUGUGCAGAAUGCCUUGAUUGUUGGCAGCAGCCCCAACUUUAACUGCAGUGACAGUAUGCCUAUGGAUACCAACAUGCUUCUGAGUGACAGCAGUAGAGCCCCCCGGCCUCUUAAGGGUGGCAGGUCUGGAAUCUCUUGGCCAACAUUUGAGUCAGCCCAGAAUGGAGCUCCAAUGAAAGCCCAUGAUGGACUCAUGAGCUACAACGCCAUCAGUGGACUCCUGACUGUGACUGAUACCACUUUCGCUGGGUUCAGAAACGUGUGCUCGAGCCAAACAAGUUACAUGUUUAUGACCAAUCCGGGCAACGAGGACCUGCAGCACCCUGUCUAUGUUAGGAGGAUCACCAAGAGUGACAGCACAGAGGGAGCCCAAGUGUUCAUUCAUCGGCCAGAUCUGAGCAAGGUGAACCCAUCCGACUGUGUGGACAUGGACUGUGAUGCUAAGAAGAAGAGCCUGUUGAACGACCUGGACGGUAGUUUCCUGGGGGCAAUAGGGUCAGUGGUCCCCCAGUCUGAGUAUGAGUGGAACGGGGACCCCCGACACGGGCUGGGAGAUUACCGGAUCCCCAAAGUCAUGCUCACCUACCUCAACGGCAGCCGUAUUCCUGUAACCCAAAUAGCACCAAACAAAGGUAUAAUCCGGGACCCCAGCUGUGUGUAUAUGAGCUCCUGGCAGGCCUACAAGUGCUUUGGGCUGAACUACAGGAUGCUGGUGAUCGAGAGUUUAGACUCAGACACUGAAACCAGGCGUCUGUCCCCUGUGGCUGUGCUGGGAGACGGCUACGUGGACCUGCUGAACGGCCCACAAGACCACGGCUGGUGCGCAGGCUACACAUGUCAAAAGAGAGUCUCUCUCUUCCACAGCAUUGUGGCCACAAACAAGUCCUAUGACAUCUACUUCACCAGCACAUCACCACAGAAACUGAGACUCAUGAUGCUGAAUGCUAAACCCACUGAUACGGUUCGAGUCGCUGUGUUUUACUCAAAUCCUCAGCGUUUGGACGUCUACGUGAACAAUCGCCUGGUCGCACCAAACAACGCGCAGUGGAAUAGUGCCAAAACGGACUACACCCUGGUGAAGCCUGUCUACGCCGGUCAGUACGUCCCGAGUCUGAACUCCACUCUCGGCUCCAACUAUUUUGAUGCCGAUUACAAAAUGCUGCACGUCCUGCUGCGAGGCUCUGACCCUGUCGAGGUCCGCACGUCUCCGGUUCUCUUCGUCGCCUUCAACCUCCCGUUCAUGACCGAGGCAGAGUUCUUCGGAGACAAGCUGGUCACCAACCUGGCUGCCUUCCUGAAGGUUCCCCCCAACAUGAUCCGCAUCACCAACAUCAUCCGGGAGGGCUCAGCGCGGCGGAGGCGCUCCACUGGGCUGACCGUUCAGGUGGAGAUCAAACAGCCUCCAGUCAACGAGACGUCCACCAACAGCACCAGUGAGCAGCAGUUUGAGGUGCUGAAGAACAUCGCUGACAAUCUGGGUCAGGCUGCGGUCUCCGGCAAUCUGAGCCAGUCCAUCGGCUUCAACGUGUCAUCAGUGGGUGUCGUUCCUCCAUCUCCUCCACCCAGUGACCCGUCCUGGAGCCAGGUGGCCAGUCAGGAAGUGACGCGUCAGGAUCCACCAGUGCAGACGGUGAAGAGCGUGUCGUCUCUGAUCGUGGUGCAGCAGCCGGUAGCAGGAUAUCAGCCUGGACCUCUUAGCGUACAGCCGUGCAUCAUGGCAGUGGACCAGGAGGGGGCCUGCGUAUCAGUGGGGGUGACGACUCUAACAAUUACAGCUGUGCUCAAAGACGGUAAUGGGAACCUAGUAGACGGCCUGUACGGAAACACCACCAUCCCCUUCUCAACCUGCUGGGCCAAUUACACCGACCUGGCCAUCUCUAUCUCUGGGAAGAAUCUGACACUGGCUUUCACCCUGAACGACUGGAGCGCUCAGUCCAGGUCCUUCACUGUCCUGGCCGUGUCAUCUACGGCAAGUCCUACAAGCACCACUCAGAGCUCAUCCACACCGAGAGAGUCCACCACCGACAGUGAAUUCCCCAGCAUCUUCGACUCCAGUCCUCACUACACAAUGGGGACCGUAUACAUGCUGAUCCUGCUGAGCGUCCUGCAUCUACUGUACUGUGCAGUGUAGAACAGGUGGAGCAACGACGUUACGCCAGUUCAGCCUGAAUAGAUUUCUCCUUUUUCUCUAAAAGAUAAUAUAUUUCAUGUUAUGCUCUACAAAAAUCAAAGUACCUUAACCUCUUGACCCCUAGCCUUCAGCUCAGUUAUUGAUCAGUUAUUCAGUUAUUAGUAAUAAGACAUUAUUCAGUAACUGCUGUGAUUCUGAUAUGUAAGUUAUGUGGUUAUGAGAGUUUGAGGAGGUUUAUAUAUUAUUCUUGUUAUUCUCUAAUUAAAUUAAAGUUCCUUAAAAAUGUCUUUAUUGGUUGCUAAAUAACUUUGGUCUGUACUUUGUCUGUAACUUUUGAUCUACCUCCUGACAGGAUAUGAUGAGAAUGCUCACUGUGCUCUCCACAAUUAUUGGCACCCUUGUAAAAGAAUGAGGAAUUUUUUUAAAACAUGUCUUAGUUGUUUAUAAGCUUUCAUAAUCACGGCACAGUUAUUGGUAGUUAUUAGCAGUCAGUACUUUCCGCACCCUGACUUUGCCAAGCACUUAGUGUACCAUUGCACAGUAAAGAGGAAGAAUAGAAAAAUAACACAUGCAAAAGUUUGUAGACACCUGCUGGUCCAGCAUUCCUUCUGAAAUGGAGGGUAUUGAUUAAUUAAUUAGUUUGUUGCCCUUUGCUGCAGUAACAGCCUCUACUCUGGUUGUUAUAGUGCAGUGGGUAACACCUCUGCCCUCUAUGCU